This is a messenger RNA of Dicentrarchus labrax (European seabass), 1291 nucleotides long. RefSeq names its product metaxin 1a (gene mtx1a). The record is from RefSeq and is a predicted model, not a curated record. NCBI's taxonomy places the organism in Eukaryota, Metazoa, Chordata, Actinopteri, Moronidae. The coding region runs from base 59 to 1030 and encodes 323 amino acids. The transcript is spliced from 8 exons. Gene Ontology annotation, biological process: mitochondrion organization. Gene Ontology annotation, cellular component: SAM complex.
UCAACGACAACCGGUGGACUUCCUCUUCCGGGGUGAGAGGUCACCGUCCCGGCUGAAGAUGGCUGCGCCCGACGAGUUGUUUUGCUGGGAAGGAGAUUGGGGAUUACCGUCCGUUAACACCGACAGCCUGGUGGUUCUGGCAUACGCUCAGUUUGCAGGAGCUCCUCUGAAGGUGAGGAAGAUCUCCAACCCCUGGAGGAGUCCCAGCGGGUCACUUCCUGCUCUGAGGACCAAUCAGAAAGAGACGCUGUCCCGACCCUCUGAAAUCAUCAUCCACCUCAGAAAACAGAAAUACAAUGCCGACUACGAUCUGUCAGCCAAGGAGGGCGCAGACAGUCUGGCCUUCAUCUCUUUGAUGGAGGAGACACUCAAACCUGCUCUGAUCUACGCCUUCUGGAUCGAGCCGAAGAACUACGUGGACGUGACUCGCCGCUGGUACGCGGAGCACAUGCCGUUUCCUCUGAACUUCUUCCUGCCGGGACGAAUGCAGCGCGGCCAGCUGGAGAAACUGCGGCUGCUGCGGGGAAACGAGAGCCUGGAGGCCGGAGAGGAGCUGGAGAAGGAGUUGUACCGUGAUGCUGCAGAGUGCAUGAACCUGCUCUCCCAGCGCCUCGGCUCACACAAGUUCUUCUUCGGAGACUCGCCUUCAUCUCUGGACGCCUAUGUCUUCGGUCACCUAGCGCCCAUCCUCAAGUCCAAGCUGCCCAACGGGAAACUGCAGCAGCAUCUGAGAUCUCUGGACAACCUGAGCAACUUCUGCACCAACAUCCUGCUGCUCUACUUCCCCAGAGACGGCCGAGAAAGCUCCAGUCAGAAGACGUCCUCUCAGCCUGAAGGCGGAGACUUUGAUCACGUCCCCAACAAGCGGAGGAAGCAGUUCAUGUCGGCGCUGGUGGCUCUGGGCGCUAUGCUGAGCUACGCCCUCUUGACCGGCAUGGUGUCCAUCCAGCACAUCCAGCAGGGGGCGCUGGAGGCGCCGCCGGACCUGCAGACCAUGGGAUCCCAUGAGGAGGAAGAGGGAGACGGCUGAAGAGACGUAGGUCGAAGCUGCGGCAUCGUGGGACUUCAUUGACGGAAGUUAGCGUUAAAGAGGAGGAUGAAACCCACCGAAUGAAAAAGAUGAAAAGUAAUCAGGAAGCAGAUGUUGGUGCUGGUUUGUGUACAGAAAUUAAUUAAAAGAUAAUUCUCUGGAUUUUCUUUAUGUGAAGAUUAUUGAUAACUUUUGUUGAUUUUUUUAAACUGAAGAAACGUGGAUCAGCUUUUUCCUUCAAAAUAAAUCCAUUUUAAUUUG